GAAGGGUGCCUUGCAAGACGACGAGGCAAACACUCGCCUUCCGAGCUACAUGAAUAAGUUCCGGCUGUUGAACGCGCCCCUCGCCUUGGAAGUCUUGGCCUUGGUGGUUCCAGCGGUGGCUGCGUUCUUGGAGAAGCUCAUGAAGAAGGGAGCCAAGAUCAACAAGUUCCAGAUCACGGAGAUCGUCGCCUUCGUCUUGCACGUGGAUCUGCGAUCCGCAUUGCCCAGCAAGCACAAAGGCCAGCUGCUCGAGUGGUGCAAGACCAGAAGCGAAGAGACGGACAGUCCUCUGAAGUCUUGGUCUUCGACUUCGGAGCCGAAGUGCGAGACAUGGGAGGACUUUCAGAAGCACCCGCUCUACAGGUACUGGAACUUUGAGCACGACAGCAAGGACGAGGACCAAUCGACGUUCGGGAUGGUGCGGUACCUGCAGACGGACAUUCGCCUUCGCCUGCCAAAGGAGAUCCGCGGAUUCCCGCUCAAGGCACCCCACCUCUUCUACACCAACUUCGUCAACGGGUGCAUAAACAUACCGAUGACACAUGUCAUGCAGGCGAACGAUGGAGAUGAUUCUGCGCUUCCGGAGCAGCCGCUCUUUUUCGAUGCGGUGCCAAAUGCACCCGCGACGAAGCUGCACACGCCGGAGGAGCAGAAGCCGGAGCCGUCUACCCCGCCGAAGAAGAACAAGAAGGGCCGCAACGAUCCGAAGACUCCCGAAAGCUGCCGCUCGUCGAAGAGUGAUCCCGUGAGCCCGCCACAGAAGACACCGCCUUCGUCUUCCAAGCGCAAGCGCUGA
This is a messenger RNA of Symbiodinium sp. CCMP2456, 796 nucleotides long. The record is from the annotation of a GenBank genome assembly. Lineage: Eukaryota; Dinophyceae; Suessiales; Symbiodiniaceae.